Kogia breviceps (pygmy sperm whale) is the source of this 2677-nucleotide messenger RNA. RefSeq names its product presenilin 1 (gene PSEN1). Gene Ontology annotation, molecular function: cadherin binding; aspartic endopeptidase activity, intramembrane cleaving; beta-catenin binding. Gene Ontology annotation, cellular component: endoplasmic reticulum; nucleus; plasma membrane. The record is from RefSeq and is a predicted model, not a curated record. Lineage: Eukaryota; Metazoa; Chordata; Mammalia; Artiodactyla; Physeteridae. Gene Ontology annotation, biological process: protein processing; amyloid precursor protein catabolic process; smooth endoplasmic reticulum calcium ion homeostasis.
GCGGGGCCUGGGCCGGGUAGCUCCAAAGGCCGCGAUUUCACAUCGGAAACAAAACAGCGCUGCUCGGGAAGGAACCUCAGCUGCUAGAGGCCGGUGGUGGCGGCGAGGAAAGGAACCCCAAGAGGCUGUUUUCUGUGAAAAAGUAUUUCUAUACAGUUGCUCCAAUGACAGAGUUACCUGCACCCUUGUCCUACUUCCAGAAUGCACAGAUGUCCGAGGACAACCACCUAAGCAAUACUGUACGUAGCCAGAAUGACAAUAGAGAGCGGCAGGAGCACGGCAGUGAGAGGCGGAGGCAUGGCAACUCUGAGUCGUUAUCCAAUGGCCGAGCCCCCGGUAACUCGCAGCAGGUGGUGGAACAAGAGGAAGAGGAAGAUGAGGAGCUGACGUUGAAAUACGGCGCCAAACAUGUGAUCAUGCUCUUUGUCCCCGUGACUCUCUGUAUGGUGGUGGUCGUGGCCACCAUCAAAUCAGUCAGCUUUUAUACCCGGAAGGAUGGGCAGCUAAUCUAUACGCCAUUCACAGAAGACACCGAGACUGUGGGGCAGAGAGCCCUGCACUCAAUUCUGAAUGCUGCUAUCAUGAUCAGCGUCAUUGUCAUCAUGACUAUUCUCCUGGUGGUUCUAUAUAAAUACAGGUGCUAUAAGGUCAUCCAUGCCUGGCUUAUUAUUUCAUCCCUAUUGUUGCUGUUCUUUUUCUCAUUCAUUUACUUGGGGGAAGUGUUUAAAACCUAUAAUGUUGCCAUGGACUACAUUACAGUUGCACUCCUGAUCUGGAAUUUUGGUGUGGUGGGAAUGAUUGCCAUUCACUGGAAAGGUCCACUGAGACUCCAGCAGGCAUAUCUCAUUAUGAUCAGUGCCCUCAUGGCCCUGGUAUUUAUCAAGUACCUCCCAGAAUGGACUGCGUGGCUCAUCUUGGCUGUGAUUUCAGUAUAUGAUUUAGUGGCUGUUUUGUGUCCAAAAGGCCCACUUCGUAUGCUGGUUGAAACAGCUCAGGAGAGAAAUGAAACUCUCUUUCCGGCUCUUAUUUACUCUUCAACAAUGGUAUGGUUGGUGAAUAUGGCAGAAGGAGACCCAGAAGCCCAAAGGAAGGUAUCCAAAAACUCCAAUUAUAAUGCACAAAGCACAGAAAGUGAGUCACAAGACCCUGUGACAGAGAGUGAUGAUGGUGGCUUCAGCGAAGAGUGGGAAGCCCAGAGGGACAGUCGCCUGGGGCCUCAUCACUCUACGGCUGAGUCGCGAUCUGCUGUACAGGAUCUUUCCAGCAGCAUCCUGGCCAGUGACGACCCAGAGGAAAGGGGAGUAAAACUUGGAUUAGGAGAUUUCAUUUUCUACAGCGUUCUGGUUGGUAAAGCUUCUGCAACAGCCAGUGGAGACUGGAACACAACCAUAGCCUGUUUUGUAGCCAUAUUAAUUGGUUUGUGCCUUACAUUAUUGCUCCUCGCCAUUUUCAAGAAAGCAUUGCCAGCUCUUCCAAUCUCUAUCACCUUUGGGCUUGUUUUCUACUUUGCCACAGAUUAUCUUGUGCAACCCUUUAUGGACCAAUUAGCAUUCCAUCAGUUUUAUAUCUAGCAUAUUUGCAGUUAGAAUCUCAUGGAUUUUUCUCCUUUGACUAUAAUAAAAAUCUGGGGAGGACAAAGGUGAUUUUCCUGUGUCCACAUCUAACAAAGUCAAGAUUCCCAGCUGGACUUUUUGCAGCUUCCUUCCAAGUCUUCCUGACCACCUGCACUAUUGGGCGUUGGAAGGAGGUAUCUACAGAAAAUGGUUUUGAACAUGUCAUUGUGGUGGACUGAGUCCCCCAGUGCAGAAACUGCUGGGUUUGAGGGACAAGAACAAGGCAAAGUGAUGGGCCAGAAAGUUGCUGUGCUCCCACCAGCAGGUUGACCUUUGGUCACAGGUGGAUUUUACCAACGCUGCAGACUCUCAGGACUACCAUUACCAAGAGGUUAAAUGAAAUGGUUUAAACCAAACAGGACUCUUCAUCUUAAACUACAUGUUGAAAGUCAACCUAAUAAAUCUGUAUUGAAUUCUGAAACUUUUCGGGAGAUACUGUAAGGAGAGCAGGCACCAGAGCAAAAUGGACAGAUGGAAAGGGGCUCAAACUUUCAGAUUUUUUGCUGCAGACUUACCAUUUUAAAAUAAGACUUUUUUUCACCUGAGUCAAGUCAGAGGUGUAGGUUGAUUUUGACACUUCUUGUUCUCAAGCACUGAAGCUCAUUACCAUCUAUGGCUGCCAUUUCUUCCCAAGGCCAGUCUGAACUUAUUUGAGGUUGCUUUAUCUUAAAAGUCUUAACCUCAGGUUCCAAAUGCAGUCAUUUAUUUCUGGAAAGAGUGGAACUAUAACUCAACAAUUCCCUACUACCCUUGGGUAAAUUCUGGAUUUUCCACCAAAUUCCUAACUUUUAGGCAUACUUGUAGGUUCACUUGCCCCCAGGUCCCUCCCUCCUUCCGUCUCUCUCCCGGUACUCCCCUCACAAGCACUUCUCCUGUACAGCGAAUAAGACAGCUCUGUUGUGGAAGCAGGUGAUCCAGUUGUUCUAGGAUUUUGCCCUGUGUGUGGUGCAAAGAAUGUGUCAUGAGUCAAUGCUACCAGCCUUGCUGUCGUACUUUCUUAAAUAGCAAAUGCAAUGUGCCCAAAGACAGUAGGAUUAAAGAAGAGUAAGAUGGCUGGUGAAGCA